Messenger RNA from Diprion similis, 501 nucleotides. Its product is annotated as U6 snRNA-associated Sm-like protein LSm5. NCBI's taxonomy places the organism in Eukaryota, Metazoa, Arthropoda, Insecta, Hymenoptera, Diprionidae. The transcript is spliced from 3 exons. Gene Ontology annotation, cellular component: U6 snRNP; Lsm1-7-Pat1 complex; U4/U6 x U5 tri-snRNP complex. Gene Ontology annotation, molecular function: RNA binding. The record is from RefSeq and is a predicted model, not a curated record. Gene Ontology annotation, biological process: mRNA splicing, via spliceosome. The coding region runs from base 152 to 403 and encodes 83 amino acids.
AGUGUUCACGGGACAAAUCAAUCGAGAAGUCUGUACGUUAGCGAGAAAGAGAGGACAAGAAUAAAAAAAUCGCGUGGUCAGGGAGCUGGGUAGGCAGCCUCUGAAGUACAUACAUACAGCGUGAAUAAAACGUCCCCUUUGACAUUGUUUGAUGAUACAUCUAACAAAGCGACAAUUAGUGGACAAGUGCAUCGGCUCCCGGAUUCACAUUAUCAUGAAAAAUGAUAAAGAAAUUGUGGGCACGUUACAGGGAUUUGAUGAUUUUGUAAACAUGUUAUUGGAUGAUGUGACUGAGAGCGAAGCAACGCCCGAGGGACGCAGAGUCACAAAAUUGGAUCAAAUCCUCCUUAAUGGGAACAACAUUACGAUGUUGGUGCCUGGAGGUGAUAUGCCAGACACAUAAUUUCACUCCACUGUGAUUUAAUGUAUAAUACUUUUGACAUUUACUGCAAUACGAUUGUAAAAAUUUAUUCAAAUAACAAUAAUUUUCUUUUGUAAACA